Capsicum annuum is the source of this 987-nucleotide messenger RNA. Its product is annotated as putative serine/threonine-protein kinase. Gene Ontology annotation, molecular function: protein kinase activity; ATP binding. The record is from RefSeq and is a predicted model, not a curated record. Gene Ontology annotation, biological process: protein phosphorylation. NCBI's taxonomy places the organism in Eukaryota, Viridiplantae, Streptophyta, Magnoliopsida, Solanales, Solanaceae.
UAUGAUAGAGUGUCAGCAAAAGCAUCAUCUAUCCAUCACUAUCAAAAACACCUCUCUCUCUCUCUCUCUCUACACACAUGACAACAAAUGGAGAAAAAAAUCAUAGACAAACACUUUUUUCCACCUUCUUCUUCUUCUUCCUAUACUCAAAAAAUUCUUCAUUUUCAUAGCUCCAAAGUCCAAAAAUUUUAAGAAAAAUUGUGGAUUGCUAACAUAUAAUUCUCAUUUCAAGAGGCAUUAUGGUCAAGUAAGGAAUCUACUAUAGUAGAUUGAAAUGAAUUGCAGCUGCUUUGGUGCGUCAACUAAGCAGCAGAAAAGAGGUAGUACUGAUCUUGCUCAUCAAGAUACACAAGAUACUGCAGGCAUGGCAGCUCUACGAAGAAGGAAAGCUCUUGGAGUUAGUCGAUCAAGAACUAGGCGAUUUUCCAGAAAAAGAAGUCCUCAAGUACAUUAAGGUAGCUCUCUUUUGCACACAAGAAAAUGCAAAUCGAAGACCGAUGAUGAGCCAGGUUCUUGACAUGCUCGCGAAAAACAUCAAGCUAAACGAAAAAGAACUCACACCACCGGGAUUUUUUCAAGAUUCGGGCGGUUCAAGUAGCACACAGUUUAAACUGAAGUCAUCAGAAAGCAGCAUAAGUCAUCAAAUGAGUUCUGUACCCCUCUCUAUCACUCAGUGAUAAGGAUGCAACACGUGAUAUGUGGAUUAAGCGCGCGCUUGUCGACUGUGUGCACCAACUAGAGUUGGAACAGAAGCCAGAAGCCAUAGGGAAUUCUUUAUUAUCAAUAAAAGAAAUUAUUUCUGAGAAAUUAUACUGUAUAUAUAUUUUUUUAUUUUCUAAUUAUUUGGGUUUGUGAGGUUGUGUUUUCAUGAAUCUAAUAGUUUUUUGUAUGCAUAGAAUGAGCAGACAAGUCAAAUUGUAUAAUCUUUGCUGAUGGUCUAUCGGAAACCACCUCUUUACCUCUCAAGGUAGGGGUAAAGUUUAUGUA